CAAAUUUUUAACAAGGAUAGACGAUGCUUAUAAGUACAGUGAGUGUCAGGUGUCAGAGCGAACGUAGCCUAUGUGUAUAUAUCGGUUAAAAUGGCUGCUACGGUGUUAUACUCAUUACACUAUUUGAGAGAAAUUUCUUGCCGUAAAUUAUAACGUAAACUAUUUUUUUAAAACAGUGGAAGUAUUGUAUAAUCAAAUUUUUACCAUGGAAGGCCAAAGUAAUGAAUUGGUGAUGGGAAUGCCAACACUGCCCAUAUUACCUUUGGCAGUGAAGGAGGAACCUAUAGAGCAAAACAGUUCUAAGCAAGACACACAACAAUCCCAAGUGCAAGAUGCAAUUUGCAUUGAGGAAGAAUGCAACGACCAACGUAUCGAGUGUACAACUGAAAGUCAGGAGAGUGAAAUACGUGCGUUUUUGUCAAAAUGUGUUUUUUGCAAUAAAAUGUUCACCAUGGGAGACAAUCCAAAGCUUCUCGAGUGCUUACAUGCAGCUUGCACGAUUUGUGUCAACAAUAAAAUCAGCGAUCAUAAUACAUCGGUCGAUGUAGAUGUCCUGUUAGAGAGUAACGUGAUUGUGUGUCACGUUUGCAAUGUAACUAGCCAAGUGGAAAAUUUAAUCGAAAAUAGAUUUCUCUCGAAGAUGUUGGAGGAAGAAAAUGAUCUAGGAUUGGAUGACGAGACUAAAGAAGCCGAGGAAGAAAAAAAAUGUACUAGUUGUCAUGAUAACAUUGUUGCUACUAGUUGGUGUAUGGAAUGUGAAGAAUUUAUUUGCCAAAAUUGUGUUAUGGCUCAUCAAAGAUUGAAGAUAACUAAGGAUCAUAUAAUUAAGCCCAAGGAUGAAAUAGCAAAUGACAGAGAUAAUGUUAAGAGAGGAAAUAAGAAGAUACCUGCAUAUUUGUUUUGUACAAUCCAUUCUCAUGAACAGUUAUCCUUAUUUUGUCAAACGUGUGACAGACUAACUUGUAGAGACUGUCAACUCAGUGAACAUCGUGAUCAUAAAUAUAAAUUUAUUCAUGAAAUUGCAGCCGAAACUCGUACUGCCAUGUCAAUUUUACUUAAAGAAGUAAGUUACAAACGAGUAUUAUUAAAAAGUGCGAUGAAAGUUAUAGAAGAUAGACAAGUGCUAAUAUUGGAAAAGAAAAAAAGUCUUGUUCAAGAUAUAACACAAAUGGUAGUACAAUUAACAAAUGCUAUUAAUACGAGAGGAAAACAAUUGGUAAUGAGAUUAAAUGAAGUAUGUGAUCAAAAGCAGAAUACAUUGAAUGAGAAGAAAGUUGCUUUAGAUCAACUGUCCAGACUUACUGAUCAUUGUAUACUUUUUGGCACUCAUGUUUUGAAGAAAGGAUCAGACAUGGAAUUAUUAUAUAGUAAAAAAUCUGUCACAAGUCAUUUACAAAGAAUUAAAAGUAGACGAGCUGAUAUACCAAAUCCCGAGAUACCUGUCAGGAUACACUUAUCUCUAGAAAAAGUACCAGAUUUAAUAAAAGUGAUGUCAUCAAUCGGGGCAAUAGUCGUCGAUGGUAGAGUAUAUCCGUCCAUAUCUCCUAGUAAUAACAGCACGGUGGCUUGCAAUGAAUCCCAGGUCGAACAAAAGCAAACCGCGAACUCGAUAAAUACUCAUGCAGAUGGUAUCGUUCCUGUUGUCAUACAGCAAGGACUGCUGCCUAUAAUGGUAUCGCAGCAGUCCACUAACGCACAACAAAAUUCUUAUCAGCAACAAGCACCUGUGCAUCUCCCACAACAACAUCAGCAGCAGCAGCAGCAACAACAGCAGCAACAGCAGCAGCAACAACAACAACAACAACACGCGCAACAAUCACAAAAUUAUAUGCAGCAGUACAUUGCGCCACACAACAUGUCACCUAGAUCGUCGCCGCAAGCGCAUCAACCGCGGGUACCGUAUUCUGUUAAUUAUAGCAGCAGAAUGCAACAAUCUUCAUUAAUGCAUCAGCAACGCCCGUUAGGCACCUGCCAUCAGCAGCAAGUGACGUCGUCCACACAUCCACAUCAACAAACUCAAAGUUUGGAGCAGCUUGGACAGAACACUAGCUUGCGCGGGCUUCUUGCGCAUAAUUCUAUUCCGCCACCUCCCUAUCCGUCAUUCCGUGCAUCCACCAAUCAUAUGCCAUACCGAUUUUCUCAUGGAUAUAGAUACUCUUCGAGUGGAAAUCCUCAGAGGGUUCAAGUACCGCCACCUCAUACGUAUCAAGCGGCAAGUACAUCUGUCGUGCCCGUGACGACGCGUUUGCAACAAUGUAACUUAACUUCCCCGUCAACACAGCAAAUUGGAAAUUAUCCUAUUCACCGUUGGCAUAUACCGCAGCAAGCGAAUCCUUGCCUUCCUUACACCUUGCCUCGACAGAUACCUACCUAUACGCCAGUUCCUACCAACGAUACAUACAAAAUUACGUUAAGAAAUCAACAAACCAGCAAUAAUCAAAAAUACAGCGCUAAUAUGAACAGCAAUUCAUGCGACAAUCCACCGCAGUUGCAAAAUUCGGCCACCGUUUCGCUGUUACAUGCCGUCAGCUCAUCCAUACCCAAAACACCCAGUCCUGUCACCACUCCUGGCAAGUUGGAUGACACCGAGAAGAGUUUAGAUAAGUUUUGUCAGAAAUCAUUAAACGAUUUAAUGCUCACUAUUGCGAAAUUAGAUAGUAAUGGAAUCCUAGUAAUACCAGAAGCUCAAAGAAAUCAGACGGACUCGGCACAGGUCGAUAGUUCUACUGAUGAGGAUAUAAAUUCGAUGACUGAAAAUACAACAGAUAAUUCAAAAAGUACGACAGCUUCUAUGGUGAUGAAAGACGAUCCAAAUGAAGAUUGGUGUGCCGUAUGUAUGGAUGGCGGAGACGCAGUAUUAUGUUGUGACAAAUGUCCAAAAGUCUUCCAUCUUUAUUGUCAUAUACCUAGUUUAAAAUCAUUUCCAGACUUUUUAACGAAUAACAAUCGACGGCUAAAACCUCGUGAAAGUCGCUCAGGGUCAUGGCCUCGACAACAUGUGUCAAGCGAAAGUGAAACUUGGCAGUGUAUGUUGUGUACAAAUGUACUUGAUUGUUCGGACGACGUGACGAGCAGUGAAAAAAGAUCAAACGGUAUGAGCGGUAAAGAAUUGCGAAUUGCACAAAGGAUUGUCUUAGAACUUUAUUGUCAAUAUGAACAAAGUCUGCCUUUCCGGGAGGUUGUAUCGAGCGAGAUUACUGAUUAUCAUCGGAUUAUCAAGAAGCCAAUUGCGUUAGAUAUAAUCAGGGAUAAAUUGAAAUCCGAUCACAUAGACCAUUAUACGGAUCUGAGACAGGUCAUGGCGGACAUUAGGCUCAUGUUCAAGAAUGCUUUUACCUACAAUCCCGUGGAUUCGCAAGUUUACCAGGAAGCUAGAAAUUUAGAAGAGUUUUUUGAGAAAUUGUUAUUGAAGUGGGCGCCAAAUUAUGCAUAUGAUGAUCCUUUCCUCGCGCCAGACAAGGAGGAAGAUGAAGAAGUUUUCCCACCCAAUAGGAAAUACAGACGCAUAAUUAAUGAUUAAUAAAGAAUAAGUGAAUUGUCAAGUAUACCUCGUCAGAAUUGUUGCGUUUGGGAUUAAAUUAUUUUUAUUCAAUUUUGUAAAUGUUAUGUCAGAUUAUAAAAUUGAUAAUUUGGUAUAAUGUGAUAAAUGCUACAAAAAUUAUUGUAGUAAGAUAAAUUUUUUGAAAACAUUACAGAAGUAAAGCAAAUAUGCUGAGUUAGGCAAAUAAUCAAUACUUUACAUGACAAAGAGAUAAUGUAAUAUGUAACUUUUUCGACAUGUUUCAUUUCUCGAAUAUAUAUUUUAAUACAUGAAGAGAUAUGUUAGAUUUUUAAUUACGCAGAACUAGAUAAUAUAUUUUUAGUACAUUAAUAAUGAUAUUGCUUGAAGUUUUAUCACGUUAGUGAACUUAUCAAAAUGCUUAAUAUUAUUAUUUUUGAUUAAUAAGAUAAUUCGAUAUACAACCAUUUGGUGAAUAUCAUUUUCUUCGAUAUUUGUUUUUACUCAUCGCAUACAAAAAAUAUUUUAUAAAAUAUACAUAUAUAGAUAAGAAUAUAAUAUAAUAAAGUUUCAUUUAUACAAUUUUCA
This is a messenger RNA of Solenopsis invicta (red fire ant), 4087 nucleotides long. It is a transcript of the gene bon, whose product is annotated as E3 ubiquitin-protein ligase TRIM33. The record is from RefSeq and is a predicted model, not a curated record. The transcript is spliced from 12 exons. Lineage: Eukaryota; Metazoa; Arthropoda; Insecta; Hymenoptera; Formicidae. The coding region runs from base 206 to 3520 and encodes 1104 amino acids. Gene Ontology annotation, molecular function: protein binding; zinc ion binding.